CGGCCGCCAUUUUGUCGGCCGUGCCUCGCCGCCGCCGCUCGGGGAGGGAGCGCCCGCACCGCCCGCCGCCAUGUCCAAGCGCCACCGCCUCGACCUGGGCGACGACUACAGCUCCAGCAAGAAGCGCACCACCGACGGGAAAGAUCGUGACCGGGACAGGGACCGCGAUGACCGUUCCAAGGAUCGCGACAGGGAUCGUGACAGAGAUAGAGAUCGUGACAGAGAAAGGGACAAGGAGAAGGAUCUGCGACCUACAUCCAACUCUACGUAUUAUGGGGCUGCUGGGUUGCCAGCUAUAAAACAAGCAAUGAUUCCACACAGUAUUAACCCUUUUACAAAUCUACCCCAUACACCACGAUAUUAUGACAUCCUGAAAAAAAGGCUACAACUUCCUGUCUGGGAAUAUAAAGAAAGAUUUACGGAUAUUUUGAUUAGGCAUCAGUCUUUUGUGCUGGUUGGAGAGACUGGGUCUGGUAAAACAACACAGAUCCCCCAGUGGUGUGUUGACUACAUGCGCUCCUUACCUGGCCCGAAGAGGGGCGUGGCGUGUACCCAGCCCAGGCGAGUGGCGGCGAUGAGUGUGGCACAGCGGGUUGCUGAUGAGAUGGAUGUCAUGCUGGGGCAGGAGGUCGGCUACUCCAUUCGAUUUGAAGAUUGCAGUAGUGCAAAAACCAUUUUGAAGUAUAUGACUGAUGGUAUGUUACUUCGUGAAGCGAUGAAUGAUCCUUUGCUGGAGCGCUAUGGUGUUAUAAUUCUUGAUGAGGCCCAUGAGAGAACACUGGCUACGGAUAUCUUGAUGGGAGUUCUGAAGGAAGUUGUAAGACAGAGAUCUGAUUUGAAGGUUAUAGUUAUGAGUGCUACUUUAGAUGCUGGCAAGUUUCAGAUCUAUUUUGAUAACUGUCCUCUUCUAACUAUCCCGGGUCGCACCCAUCCUGUGGAGAUAUUCUAUACUCCAGAACCAGAAAGGGACUACCUUGAGGCUGCCAUUCGAACAGUGAUCCAAAUUCACAUGUGUGAAGAAGAAGAGGGAGAUCUGUUACUCUUUCUUACUGGACAAGAGGAGAUUGAUGAAGCCUGCAAGAGGAUAAAACGUGAAAUUGAUGAUUUGGGUCCUGAAGUUGGUGACAUCAAAAUCAUUCCAUUGUAUUCCACCCUUCCUCCACAGCAGCAGCAAAGGAUAUUUGAACCUCCCCCACCAAAAAAACAAAAUGGAGCAAUAGGAAGAAAGGUUGUUGUGUCCACUAACAUCGCUGAGACAUCAUUAACAAUAGAUGGUGUUGUGUUUGUGAUCGAUCCUGGCUUUGCAAAACAGAAGGUGUACAACCCUCGUAUCAGAGUGGAGUCUCUGUUGGUGACUGCCAUCAGUAAAGCUUCUGCUCAGCAGCGAGCUGGCCGUGCUGGCCGUACUCGACCAGGCAAGUGCUUCAGGCUCUACACAGAGAAGGCUUACAAAACUGAAAUGCAGGACAACACAUACCCUGAAAUUUUGAGGUCUAACUUAGGAUCUGUAGUAUUACAGCUCAAGAAGCUUGGUAUAGAUGAUUUGGUGCACUUUGAUUUUAUGGAUCCUCCAGCUCCUGAAACUCUGAUGAGAGCCUUAGAGCUUUUAAAUUACCUGGCUGCUUUAAAUGAUGAUGGAGACUUGACUGAGUUGGGAUCCAUGAUGGCUGAAUUUCCUUUGGACCCACAGCUGGCUAAAAUGGUUAUUGCAAGCUGUGACUACAACUGUUCUAAUGAGGUCCUAUCUAUUACUGCCAUGUUGUCAGUCCCACAGUGUUUUGUUCGCCCCACGGAAGCAAAGAAAGCAGCAGAUGAAGCCAAGAUGAGGUUUGCCCACAUAGAUGGAGAUCAUUUGACGUUGCUGAAUGUCUACCAUGCUUUCAAGCAAAAUCAUGAGUCGGUUCAGUGGUGUUAUGACAACUUCAUUAACUACAGGUCCCUGAUGUCUGCAGACAAUGUACGCCAACAGCUGUCACGAAUCAUGGAUAGAUUUAAUUUGCCCCGUAGAAGCACAGACUUUACCAGCCGAGACUAUUACAUCAACAUCAGAAAGGCAUUAGUUACUGGGUAUUUCAUGCAGGUGGCACAUUUGGAGCGAACGGGGCAUUACUUAACUGUAAAAGAUAACCAGGUGGUGCAGUUGCAUCCCUCCACCGUUCUUGAUCACAAACCAGAAUGGGUGCUGUAUAAUGAGUUUGUCCUUACAACGAAGAAUUACAUCCGGACAUGUACAGACAUCAAGCCAGAAUGGCUGGUGAAAAUUGCCCCUCAAUAUUAUGACAUGAGCAAUUUUCCACAGUGCGAAGCAAAGAGACAGUUGGAUCGCAUCAUUGCCAAACUUCAGUCCAAGGAAUACUCACAGUACUGAAUUUAUGCUUUGAACUGAAGUUAUUCAGAGGACAGCUUUAAGAGAUGAAAGGAUUCAAAGUUCAAGUUGUGCUCUUCACUUUGGUUCAAUAAUGGCCUUUAUUUGAAAGCUUUUUAAUUUUUCUUUACAGUAAAUAUUCCAUUCUGAUUUCAUAAAUUAAACAUUUAUGCCUCCCUUUUGUGUUGACACUGUAGCUCAUACUGGAAAAGCUAAUCAAUGUUUUGCAGUUUAUUGAAAGUAGUUCUAUAUAUAACAAUGUUAUAAGCAUUUCUUUAGAAAUGGUUGAAAAUGCUUCUAAAAAUGUGAUUAUCGACCAUGGUAUGCAUGAUCGUUGUAAUUGUUGACAUUCCUUUUAGAAGUUGUGAAAUGUUACAACUUGUGCUUCUGUAGACACAAUCUUCAGCUUCAGUACAAAGGUACUGACUUCAAUAAAGUCUAUUUAUACUAAUUUUGUGCCACAGUAUGUCAGUAUUUCUAUUGUUUUGAUUGAAAUAUGAGAAGCCAUUUAGUCUCCCAGUAAACUGCUGUUUGAUUGACAUGGCAGUAGUUUAAUAUUUUAAUAUUAAAAGUGCGGAUGUUUAAGCAGCACAGUGAUGAUGACAUCAGCAUAAUGCAUACAAUGUUGAUCCCUUGCAAACUUGUUUAAAUUAUUUAGGAAAAAUGAAAUGCAUGCAGAUGUGUUAGGAGAAUGCUUUCUUCAAACAUAGCCCUAAAUAUUUCUUGGACAGAACUGUAGUAAUGUGUCCUGUAAUGUGGAGUGUCUGUGGCGAGUUAGGAAUUGCCCUGCUGGGCAGUGUUCAGGGACCAUUUAGGAUCAACACAAACAGUAACAUAAGUGACACUGUAGGUCAGAUCACACUGCACCGUUGUAAUUCUGUCGGGAUUUUUGGUACGAUUUGACAGCAUUUUCAAUUUGGGAAGGCUAAUCCCAUGAGGAAUUUAUAGUAAAAUUUGAUCAGAGGGCUGGAGCACCUGAGGAGCUCUAUGAGGACAGGCUGAGAGAGUUGGCACUGUUUAGCCUUGAGAAGAAAAGGAGGAGACCUUAUUGUGGACUUCUAAUACUUACAGAGGUUUUGUAAGAAUGAGUUGUGGCUUUUUACCAGUGACAGGACAAGGGGCAAUGGUUUUACUCUGGCAGAGGGUAGGUUGAGAUUGGACAAGGAAGAAAUUCUGUAUGGUGAAGGUGGUGAGGCGCUGGAACAGGUUUUCCAAUGAAGUUGUGGAUGCCCAGUCCCUGCAGCGUUCAAGGUCAGUUGGAUGGGGCUUUGAGCAACCUGGUCUAGUGUAAGGUGUCCCUGGCCAUGGCAGGAGAGUUGGAUCUUUAAGGUCCCUGCCAACCCAAGCCAUUCUGUGUUUUAAUGUAUUUGAUCAGAUUUCAGUUUUUCCCUCCCCAAGGAAUACACCGAGCUUUGGUCCUUUUAGCAAAGAGAAGCUGGAUCAGCUCUUGCUAAAACUGGUUCCCCCAGGAAGAGAGCUGUGUGCUGUCAUGCUCUAAGGCUGAAGUAAAAAUAGGUUAUAUUUGGAGAGCUGGUAACUAACCUCAGUUAGACUAAUCCUGAGCACUGAUGUUUGGUGUAUCCUAUUUAAAUCAUAGCAAUGGACUAUAAAAUUACUUGGAAUGGAAUAAUUUGAGGACUUUCUUCUAAUUCCAAGUUGGUUUUUUUUCUAAAUUCUAAAACGCUAUUUAUAUGAUGUGGAAUAGAUAAGUUUUGAAAACUUUUUUAGUUAGCAACUAAAACAGUAAUUGUGAAGGAAAAAAUUAAAGUUAAUUUUUAAUAUGCAGUGGGACCUGAGAAGUCUGUCUCAAGUUUGACAGUGAGGGAGUGGAGGAUCUCCCCCACUUCAGGCAUUGUGGAAUGGGUCUGGACUCUUCCUGCCUUACAAAAUCAUAUUCAGUAGGAAGGAGGGAGGUUGACUCUGCAUAAAAUGUUGAACUGGAUGGAGUUUUCUGACUGCAGUUGGAAGAGUUUUUAUUUAAAACGGGAAUUCUGAACCUCUUAAGCAACUGGAUUUCAUACUAAUAUUCCUAAACAUACAGAUGUUGGUUUUGCAAAUUCCUGCUCUAGGAUGACUCAGGCCGGAUAUGUGGGUUUUCAUGAUGACUUGCUUAUCCCCCGCUGUGAGGGGCUGCUUUGUGCAGUGCUGAAAAGUGGCUGCUCCCCAGGUAAGAGAACUUCUCUAGAAUUCGUGUGCAGCUUUCAGCCGAACUGUGUAGAACCAGCUUCUGCACAACUUUCCCGAGGUCUGGCAAGGGCCACAAACAGCCAGUUCUCUGCAUGAAACCCCAGAACCAGCUGGCAUAAGCUGCCAUAGCCAGGUCCUUGGGGAUGGGGGAGCAGAUGGCAAUGGCCGUGAGUGGAACUUGACACAGGAGAGACUUUGGCCCUUCUUUUUUUUCCUUUUUUGAAAUUGUCAUACCCACAAACUCAGCUUGGGCUGUGACAGCUGACCUGGGAUCUUUCGCUUUGUCAUUGCUAUCAGGAAUGCAAAUUCUGCUGGCCAAACCCAUGUCCUCUGGCAGCUGUGCAGCCCUGACACCUUCCAAUUAAGCCAGUGACACCUGUGCCGUCCACCUGAAGGCCCGGGGGGCACCGGUGUCAUGGCUGAAUUGGAAGGCUGUCGGUGUCCCAGCUGUCACUGGGGACUGAGCAGGCCCGGUGCCCCCUCCCCUCCUGACAGUUGCGAGCAAUGGGAAACAGCUUACCUGCUGGGACCCUGAUGGAAUCUGGGGACUAGUGCUUUGGGAAUAUACGGAAACCUAGACGUGGGGAACCCAGUGGGUUUGGUACUUGCACGACCCCGGUGUAUCUCUGAAAAACGCUCCCCUUACCGAAGAACUGACAAAGCGUUUUCUCAAGGGCACUGCGUGUGCUGCACAGAGUCAUUCCUUCGCUAAGGCCCCGGGCUGGGAGCAGCUUUGUGCAGGCAUGUGCAGCCUGUUCUGUGUCCAGUACUGAUCUCAAAUAACUGAGGGUGUUCAAGGGUUCGGGGAGAAGCAACACAAACUCACUUAAAUCACUGUGGACUCCUUAGAGUUACUGCAGAUCCCACUUUUGAUGUAAUUUUAGAGCCAUAUAGCGGUGGGACGGGAGCCAGGUAUCUAAGGAGUUACUGGCCCUCUCUGAAGGAGUAGUGACAGGGUCAGCAGGGCUUCUUCAAGCAGUGUUUCCUGGGUCUGAAAGGGAAACUUGUAUCAGGAGCCACCUUCUUUGCUACUGCUGUCUCAGGGGUACAGCAGAUGCAUGCAGAGGAGCUUGGGUUUGAGAAUAGCCCUGGAUUUUCUUAAGUUCAGUGUUGAAAGGUAAAACCUCAUUCCCAUUUUUCUGAUGGGAACACAGUCAAAAAAAGGUUGCCCAGAGGAACAAAAGGAAACCAAGAAGGAGGUGUAGGAAUGAGGCUGCUUUAUCUACGAGCAUAUGAAGGUCACUGCCUCUCUUUAAAACUGUUACAGAUACUCGCAGUCCUGCCCAUCAUCAGAGCUCUGGCUUAUACUGCACAAUGCAGUAAAUGGGGGGAAGAGUUGGAAAUCAAGUUUGCUGGUGUCAAAUAGAAAUUCAGCUUCCCCUGGUUUUUGUCCUGUGAAAUGCCACAACUGACUACAAGACCCUUCCUGCUGGCCUGAGGAGCGAGGGAUCCCGGAUAAAGUACAGGGCUGCCCCCACCAGCUGCAGCCAUUUGCUGUUCUGUGCUCCCUGCCCUACUGGUGCUACUGCAGAGCAUUCAGGCUGCCAGCCAGGGUGUAAGCAUUUUUGUUUUGGAGUACUGAGGAAUGGCUCCUUAGGAUUAGCUGGUUAUCUGCUUUGGAAUGGUCUAAAAGGUCUUUGCUUACUUACAGUGAAUCUUUUUAUCAUAGACAUUCUGGUGGUUUUUGAAAAUACAUGGUUUGUAUAUAAUAAACUAUUUAUAGUGUGGGAUUUCUGAAAAUACAGAAUGGGUUAGAUGAUAGGAAAACAGUACUAAGUGAAAGGGGUAUAUUUUUUGAAAAGAGGAGAGUCUUCCAUCGUAAUUGUGCUGCUGUGUAAUACCUCAAAGCAGUAAAAGGGCUAAUCAUUGGUGUGAUGUAACAAGUGUAUUUAGGUUUGUUAGAUACAGAGGUAGUUACUAAUGGCUGAGUACAUGUGGUUUAGGUAUGAUCAGCAUUAUGGAGACAUAAAGAAGUGACCAGUUAUACUGUGUUUAGAUUUGUAGGGAUUUUAUAGCAAUUAGAAUUUUUGUCAGAGAAAAGAAAAAGUGGUGACUCCAUGCUUUGCCGUGUCCCGAUGUCAUAAACCUCCUGCGCUCUUGAUUUUGGGAGAUCUCUGUGCAGUGCAGUGCAAAAGACAGGUGCUGAAGUUCCUUUAGGGCUUACAGGAGUGUCUCCAUUUGUUGUGCUGUGCCCAUUCACUGAAGCUGGAGAGCAGUUGGCACGGGCCAGUCCGAGUUGGUGCGUUCUGUAUCACCUGGGUCAGUUUUUCGUGACAGAGCAAUGCCACCAUUUCUGAUCACCACCUCCCUUUUCGGAUCAGGGCCUGUGACACAGCAUUGGUUUGUGACGUCUGAUUUUCGACCUGCACUGCUACACAGUGCAUACUGGGAACUGCUCAUUAUUUGCCGUAUUUGCCAGCCUAAAGCAAAAAUGCUGAAAUUAGCUUUCACUGUGUAAUUUGAAAAGAUACCUUAGCAGAAGUCAAAGGGCAAAGAGUUUUUCUUCCAUCCAGUCAAGCUACAGUUACUAAUUUGUAAUCAGGUUGCUCUAGUUCAUUUUCUGAUAAUAUAUAGCAAUAAAAAGCCAUACCACACUAUGACAGUAGAAAGCAGAGAGUUAUAUUCUAAAGUACACAGAUUUAUUCACUUACUGUAAUUUGUAAAGAGUAGACAUUUAUCUUGGUUUUAGAACAGCUGAAGGUUUUAAUAAUAAACAUAAACAUAUUUUACUAUUAGAAGUAUACUCUUACUCUGGUACUCUGUUGACCUUUUAAAAUUAUUUAACUUCAUGACUAUGUAUGUGACAUUAGAUUUAUGUGAAGCAGAGGGAAAAAUGAUCUACUUGGUCAACCUAGUUCCUUUUUCUACUAGUACUUCUGACCCUGGUAGCUUUGUUUUGGGGUGUGUAUGCUUCCUAGAACUGUUCCUAAAACUGGGUGUUAUUCCCCAGUAAUACAAAUGUGAGAUAUUUUUGGUCUUGAAACAAGCAGCUUUAAAACCAGAAUGAAACCAUUAUGAGAGCAUUUGCCCCUCUCUUCGCUUUUCCUUUUGCAAAUGACAAGCUUGGGCUGCCUCUAAUUUGCACUGAUGUGUUUGAGAUAAGUGGUUGGCAUCAAAGAGAUCCAAGCUUCCAGUAUCAAGGGAUUAAACUAAAUAUGGUAACAGCAGUAAAAAUAACAUUCCUGUAGCAGCGGUAACAAGUCUAGUUCUGCUGAUUGUAGGUGUUUGAUUUUGCAGUUUCAACUCAAAUAUGGUAGUUUCUCAGGAACACUGAAUGUAUGUUGGACAGAUGAUAAAAUACUUUUCAUUUGUGUACAUCUCGGCUCUGAGUGGUUCUUCCAGCUGUGAAAGCUAUGCAGUAGUUUUGUUGUACAGAAAAAUAAAACAUAGCACAAAUUAAUGUUGAUAAUAAAUAUUUCCUGUGGCUUUAAACAUGUA
Molecule: messenger RNA, 7990 nt
Organism: Myiozetetes cayanensis
Lineage: Eukaryota; Metazoa; Chordata; Aves; Passeriformes; Tyrannidae
Gene: DHX15
Product: DEAH-box helicase 15
Exons: 14
Coding region: 71-2368 (765 amino acids)
Cellular component (GO): spliceosomal complex; intracellular anatomical structure
Molecular function (GO): RNA helicase activity; ATP binding; RNA binding
Source: RefSeq, a predicted model, not a curated record